Messenger RNA from Coregonus clupeaformis (lake whitefish), 5814 nucleotides. Its product is annotated as synaptic vesicular amine transporter. NCBI's taxonomy places the organism in Eukaryota, Metazoa, Chordata, Actinopteri, Salmoniformes, Salmonidae. Gene Ontology annotation, cellular component: terminal bouton; synaptic vesicle membrane. The coding region runs from base 111 to 1682 and encodes 523 amino acids. Gene Ontology annotation, biological process: aminergic neurotransmitter loading into synaptic vesicle; xenobiotic transport; transmembrane transport. The transcript has 16 exons. The record is from RefSeq and is a predicted model, not a curated record. Gene Ontology annotation, molecular function: xenobiotic transmembrane transporter activity; serotonin:sodium:chloride symporter activity.
GCCCUGCACAUAUCGUUCCUUUCACCACGGUUUGCAGCCGCAAAGGGAUUUUUGCUAAUGUGCAUCUAAGAGCAAAUAUUUUUUCGCUCGCUCCUUUGUGGACUCAAAAAAUGGGAAGAUUAGACACUCUGAGAGAAUUUAAUUUAUUGUCAUGGAUGAGAGAGGAAAGACAAUCGAGGAAGUUGACCCUGGUCAUCGUUUUCAUCGCCUUGCUGCUGGAUAAUAUGCUUCUAACGGUGGUCGUCCCCAUCAUCCCCAGCUACCUAUACACAAUUGAUGAUGCAGCAGCCAACAUGGCCAAGAAUCACACCAUGGUCUCCCCACACACCCCUUCUGGAACCUUCCAGACCAUUGUGUCCCUCUAUGACAACUCUGUCAGGGUAACCAGCGGGGGCCCAAUGGAUUCCACACCCAUACCCUUGGGUCAGACGCAGGCGGUCUCUCCUUCCACCUCGGCUCUCACACCCCACAACUCCACACAGCCUGACUGCCCCAAAGCAGAUGACCAGCUGCUCAAUGAGAAUGUGAAAGUGGGGCUACUCUUUGCCUCCAAGGCCACCGUACAGCUCAUCACCAACCCCUUUAUUGGGCCUCUCACCAACAGAAUAGGAUACCAGAUCCCCAUGUUUGCUGGGUUCUGUAUUAUGUUCCUGUCAACCAUUAUGUUCGCCUUCUCAUCGAGCUACACUCUGCUGUUUCUGGCCAGAUCCCUGCAGGGUGUUGGCUCCUCCUGCUCCUCCGUGGCUGGGAUGGGGAUGCUUGCCAGUGUGUACACAGAUGACGAGGAGAGGGGAAAUGCCAUUGGGAUAGCCCUGGGUGGUCUCGCCAUGGGUGUGCUGGUGGGCCCACCAUUCGGCAGUGUCAUGUAUGAGUUUGUGGGGAAAACGGCACCUUUCCUCAUUCUGGCUGUUCUGGCUGUGCUGGAUGGAGCACUGCAACUGUUCAUUCUCCAGCCCUCAAAGGUGGAACCAGAGAGCCAGAAAGGGUCCUCACUGUGGAGCCUUAUUAAAGAUCCAUACAUACUCAUUGCUGCAGGAUCCAUUUGUUUUGCAAACAUGGCCAUCGCCAUGUUAGAACCAGCGUUGCCUAUUUGGAUGAUGGAGACCAUGUGUCCAAGAAAAUGGCAGCUAGGCGUUGCCUUCGUGCCAGCCAGCAUCUCCUACCUUAUUGGAACCAACAUAUUUGGCGUCCUCGCGCACAAGAUGGGGAGAUGGCUGUGCUCUCUAAUCGGGAUGGUCCUUGUGGGGGUUAGCAUCCUCUGUGUUCCUUUUGCUAAGGACAUCUAUGGACUGAUACUCCCGAAUUUCGGUGUUGGUUUUGCAAUUGGCAUGGUGGAUUCCUCUAUGAUGCCAAUCAUGGGCUAUUUGGUGGACCUGAGACAUGUGUCAGUCUAUGGCACUGUGUACGCCAUUGCUGAUGUGGCUUUCUGCAUGGGCUUCGCUUUAGGUCCGUCCGCUGGAGGCGCCAUAGCGAAGAGCAUUGGGUUCCCCUGGCUCAUGACCAUCAUCGGCAUCGUGGAUAUCCUCUUUGCUCCCCUCUGCUACUUCCUCAGGAGUCCUCCUGGGAGGGAAGAGAAAAUGGCCAUCUUGAUGGACUCUAACUGCUCGAUGAAGACCCGAUCAUACUCAACACAGGGGAACACAGAGUACGAAGAGAUGGAGACAGAGUACGAUGAGUAUUAAUGGACACCAGACAUGUAUGUUACCUUCCAGAGGAUCUAUUUUGUUGUACAAAAAGAGAGAUACAAUUAUUAUUAUUUUUUAACAGCACAGCUGUUUCGAUGUGAAUGUCCCGUGUGCGGUCAGUCUUCACUGUUCUGUGUCAUUGUUACUGUACGACUAGAGCAAACCAAAGUUGUUGUCAUUGCCCUGUGUUUAUUAUGAGCUAACAGCCUUAUUCAAUGGAAGUGGGUCCGUGUCGUCAAAACAGGGUUUUCAUGGGCCGUAAUAGCAGACUACUGUGAGUCGUAUUUACUGAGUAGUUCAGAUGAGGGUGAUGUUAUAGAUCACCAAAUUCUGUACUGUAGGUCGGCAAGGAGUACAAACCUGUCCUAAUAAUUCACCUAUUGGCCAUUAACAGUACGAACAAAGAAAUAUGUACUUAGAGAGUUAUUUCUAUCUGUGUAGAAACUGACCUAGGGUCAAAUUCAACAUCUCGAACAAGGCACUAUGAGAACACUGCUUAGUGUUGGUCUUUCUAUUGGUUGAGUGUAAUUGUAUCAUGAUGAGAGAUGGUAAAUUAUUUAGAUAUAUAGUAUAACAUAGGCUAUUACAGAGAUACAAGUUACUCCAUACAUUUGGAAUGAGAAUUUUGUAACUGCUUUUAACAAGGCAAACCACAUUUUACCUUGAAAUGUGCCUUUUUCAUUGAUUCUACAAACAUGUUUUUACAUUGAGAUUGAUUUUUAAAUUGAGGAAAUACCUGAACUGAAAGGACAUAACCCAGAAGCUGGUAUAGCCAAUGCUUUCCUGGGUUGACUGCUUAUGACUGUGCUUGUAACUAUUUGCAUGGUAUACCACAUAAAAGAAACACACCAUCACUCCAAUGCCAUCCUCAGUUUCACCGUCCAUAUCUAAAAAAAUAAAAGUUAAUAAAAUAAAAUACUGUCACUGUAAAUAAUACCACAGCUCAUAGAAAACGUCUUGCUUUUUUAAAGUGUACAUACAUUUUGGUAAGCCAUUUGAAUGUGUGGAAAACGAAGACUCAUAUCUGAAGACUCAACGUUUAGGUAGAAGAUGUGUAACUAUGAUAAUUAACUUUCCCUAUUGACAUUACAAGCCAUACAAAUAUAUACUGUGGUGAAAAGUAAACAUAUGGAUACAGGUUUACUUUGAUGUCUCUGAAUAAACAGCACCUUAAGGAGAUGGGAAAUUCCAUAAGCACUUUACCAGAGUCUAGUUACUCACACCAUUUAACUCCAAGGACAGUUCUAGUAUGUUGAUGUUGGUUUAGCAGAGAGAUAAUUGAAGUGAUGAGCCUGAUAUGUUUUGUCAUUUUGUCUAAUGUUAGCAACAAAACACUCAGUUUUAUCAAAGAUAAAUUCACUCAUUAUUAAUGUGUGUGGAGUGCACUGGACAUCCCGGUAGUGUUAAUCCCUAAAAUGAGUAGAACCUCAAUGUAUUUUCAAACACUGAGGUUGAAUUUUGGGUCACAAUCUUGACCAGUUUGAAUCUUAGUUAAACUAAUCUCUUGAGAGCAUUAACAUUAUUAUUUGUGAACUUAUUGAUCACUUCCAGUAGGUCAUCAAAAAAGUAUACACACAAUACAUACAAAAUGUUUCCAAGAUGAAAUAAGAGUUUCCUAUAUUGACCAGCAUUAAUGCGCAUGCACAUACAUAGCCACUUCAGUCUGAGGAUUUGAUUGGCUGACUGGGCCCUGGCCUGCACAUGUCAUUAGAUACUUUUGUGUGUAGUCAGUCACCAGUAUUAACCCACAACACAGAGCCAUGAAGUGUCCCUCCCGUUGCCCCACCCACUCUCCCCUCCUAUUUGUCCUGAAGCGGAAAAUGAAAGUAUUGUCUCAUCCACUAUUCUGCUCUUUGUCAAGACCACUGUGAUCUAACAGAAACAGCCAGGCAUACAAAGCACUGCUAAUAACUGUCAAAUAUAUAUGCGUUGUUUGGCAAAGUGAAUUUAUUAAAAACCAUUAUUUGGUUGUUCGAGCAAACCUGACAUCUAGAAAUCUGUGAAAAUACUUUCAUGCCCUUGCCACGGAAAAGCACAAUGGCACAUGUUCAAAAUGUCAAAUAAGACCGCAUUUUUAGGUAUAUGAAGUGUUAUUUGUAAAACUCUGGGUUUGCUGGAUUGCAGGUUUGGUUGAAUGGACACCCCAAUAGGUUUCAUUGUAUAUAAAUGUGGCAAGCGAAAUUGUCUGUGGUGGAGUUGACAGAAAUAGUUUCCUGAUACCUUCCCUAUUAGUUUCAUUAUUUGCUCUUAAAUGUAUAUUUAAAUUCCCCGCCCCCUUAAUCUAAAUACUCUUAUGUCAAGAUGGCUACCAUUCUGAGAGAUUGUUGUUAUUUUGCAAUAAAUUGUUGGGUCAUAUAGGUUACAUAAUGGAUUAUACAGUGCCCUCCUGAAUUAUUGGCACCCUAGGUGAACAAAAAAGGCUGUGAAAAUAUGUCAUUGUUGUUUAUCAGCUUGAUCUUACACUCCAAAUAUCCUAUGAAUCUAACCUUUGAGUUAAAAUUGUUCAAAAAUAAUAAUAAUCGUCAUCAAUAAAUUAUUAUUUUAUUCAGAAACAUGCAUGUCACAAUUAUUGGCACCCCUAGAAAUUCUUAUGAACAAAAUCUAAUUUAUGUAUAUUCCGAUCUGAGUCUUCGGGAACUCUUAAGAGGUCAUCCAUGACCUACUGUUUCACUGGGGUAUAAAUAUGAGGUGACAGGCUAAAAUCCCUUAGUCAUCCAUCAACAUGGGAAAGGCCAGAACACCCAAGUUAAAUGAGACAAAAGGUUGUUGACCUUCACAAAUCAGGCAAUGGCUAUAAAAAGAUAGCUACAUGCCUGAAAAUACCCAUCUCCACUAUUAGGGCAAUAAUUAAGACAUUUUAAACAACUGGAGCUGUGAUGAACCUGCCUGAAAGAGGACUCAAGUGUAUUUUGCCCCCACGCACAGUGAGAAGGAUGGCUCAAGUGGCCAUUUUUUCCCAAGGAUCACAGUUGGAGAAUUGCAGAAGUUGGUAACAUCUUGGGGUCAUCAAGUCUCCAAAACUACAAUUAGAAACAAGUUAUUUGGAAGGGUUGCCAGAAGAAAGCCUCUGCUGUCACCAAACCACAAACGUAAGCACCUGGAGUUUGCUAAAUGUCAUUGGAACUUUGAUUGGAACCAGGUUCUAUGGUCUGAUGAGACGAAAAUAGAGCUUUUUGGCAAAAAACACCAGAGGUGGGUUUGGUGUAAAAAGAGCCAUGGUCAUGCAGAAAAUAACCUAAUCACCACUGUGAAGUAUGGUGGUGGAUCUGUGAUGUUGUGGGGCUGUUUUACUUCCAAAGGCCCUGGGAACCUUGUUAGGAAACAUGGCAUCAUGGACUCACUCCAAGUACCAGGAGAUUUUAGGCCAAAACCUGUCUGCCUUUGCCAGGAGGCUAAAACUGGGUCAUCUUUGGAUCUUCCAGCAGGACAACGAGCCAAAGCAUACCUUCAAAUCCACAAGAAAAUGAAUCAAGCUUUUGCAAUGGCCAUCCCAGUCCCCUGACCUAAACCCCAUUGAAAACCUGUGGGGUGAGCUGAAGAGGAGAGUCCACAAGCGAGGACCAAGGACUCUGAAGGAUCUGGAGGAAUGGUCUCAAAUCGCUUCCUGUGUUCUCCCACCUCAUCAAACAUUAUAGGAGACGACUCAGAGCUGUUAUCUUGGCAAAGGGAGGGUGCACAAAUAACUAAAUGCAGGGGUGCCAAUAAAUGUGAUAUGCAUGUUUUGAAUAAAAUAAUUGUCUUGAUGAUGUUUAAAAAAAAGUUUUUACUCAAAAGGUUAGAUUCAUAUGAUAUUUUCAGUGUAAGAUCAAGCUGAUAAACAACAAUUACAUUUUUUCACAGCUUUUUUGUUCAUAUUUACCUAGGGUGCCAAUAAUUCAGAGAUUCAUAUUUUUUGCCAUUUGUUUAUAUUAGAAAUCUAUUGCACACAUGCACAAACAUAUGUGUGUGUGCGCCCAUGUUGGUGUUUGUGCCUUCUGACAUGUAUGUCAUUGGUUUGUGUGUAUAUCAACUACUUACUAACUGGUACUCAAAAAAAAUGUUGGCCUUUUUAUAUUCUGGACUGGUUGUUUACGUGUAAAGUGUGCAGAUUGUGUAAUAUAUGUUGUUAAUAUUCAGUGGGGAUGGAAAA